UAGUAAAAUAGAUAAAGCCUCCAGUCCACAGGCCACUUUCAAAAGAUUUAAUGUGGGGGAAACAUGAUAAACCAAAUUGGAAAUAAAUAAGUGAUCAUUUAUAAAAAGAAGGCAAAAUAGACAAAGAAAAUUUGAUAAAAUUAAUAUACGAAUGCAAUAGAAUAUUAAAAAAUGAGCCAAAUUUAUUAUAAAUGAGCGAUCCUGUAACAGUUGUAGGUGAUAUACAUGGAUAAUUUUAUGAUUUAUUAAAAAUCUUAGAAGUUGGAGGAAAUCCAAGUAAAACGAAAUAUCUUUUUUUAGGAGAUUUCGUUGAUAGAGGAAGUUUUUCUAUAGAAGUUUUAAUAUUAUUAUAUUCUUUAAAAAUAAAUUAUCCUUCUUCUAUAUAUUUCCUUAGAGGAAAUCAUGAGUGUCGUUAAAUGACUUCUUUUUUUAAUUUCCUUGAAGAAUGUAAAUAUAAGUAUGACUAAGAGAUAUACUAAUUAUUUAUGGAUUCAUUUGACCUCCUUCCUUUAUCUUGUAUUUUAAAUGAUAAGUUUAUAGCUUUCCAUGGCGGUAUAUCUCCAGAAUUGAAAUCACUUGAAGAUAUUAGGAAUAUCAAUAGAUUUAAAGAACCCCCAAAAAUAGGACUUUUUUGUGAUAUUUUAUGGAGUGACCCAGUUGAUAAUGAAAACGGGAAUCAAGAAAGUAUUUAUAGAUAAAAUGAAGUUAGAGGUUGCUCAUAUUUUUAUGGUAAUAAUGCUGUCAAGAGAUUUUUAAAUGAUAAUAAUUUGAUUUCAGUUAUACGGGCACAUGAGGCAUAAUUAGAAGGAUAUAAAAUGCAUAAAUGGAAUGGAUAGGACUUUCCUAUGGUUAUUACUAUUUUUAGCGCGCCUAAUUAUUGUGAUGUUUAUAAUAAUAAAGGUGCUGUGAUUAAAUUUGAAAAUAAUACACUUAAUAUAUAGUAAUAUAAUUUUACACCACAUCCUUAUAUGUUGCCAAAUUUUAUGGAUAUUUUUACCUGGAGUAUUCCUUUUGUGUCUGAAAAAAUUACUGAAAUUAUUCAUUGUAUUAUUUAAUAGGUUAAUGAUGAUGAUCAGUUUGUUUCGGGUGAUGAUUUAAGUGAAACUGAUAACAAAAAAUUGUAAAAAUAUAUUACAAAUUAAAAUUAAUAGAAUCCAUAAAUAAAUAAUGAUAAAAAGUAGUUGGUUGAAACAAAUUUAUUAAGAAAUAAAAUUAAAUUUAUUUCGAAAAUGGCUAAAUUAUAAAAUACAUUAAGAGAAGAAAGAGAAAAUAUUAUAAGAUUAAAAAAUAUUUCAUCAGACAAUAAAAUACCAUAAGGAGUAUUAACAGAAGGAGUAGAUGGCAUAUAAAAUGGUUUUAUUUUUAUUUUAAAUAUAAUAUAUUCUAUUUUUAAUAAAAAUAGUCCUAAAUAACUUUUAAAGUGUAAAAAAGGCUGA
Messenger RNA from Ichthyophthirius multifiliis, 1436 nucleotides. Its product is annotated as ser thr protein phosphatase family protein, putative. NCBI's taxonomy places the organism in Eukaryota, Ciliophora, Oligohymenophorea, Hymenostomatida. The transcript is spliced from 8 exons. Gene Ontology annotation, biological process: calcineurin-mediated signaling. The record is from RefSeq and is a predicted model, not a curated record. Gene Ontology annotation, molecular function: calmodulin binding; calmodulin-dependent protein phosphatase activity. The annotation marks the transcript as partial. Gene Ontology annotation, cellular component: calcineurin complex; cytoplasm.